AUGCAACAAUCAUUAGUUGAACUUUAUUUACUUGAUCUAACAGUUAUUUAUCAACAUGAUUUUGUUUUUCUUCAACAACUUGCUAUUCAUUUACGUACAACUAUUCAUACGAAAAAAACUAGAUUACGAGGAGGUGCUUUAAUGUUGAAUUUUAUUAAAUCGAUACGCAGAAUUAAUGCAAUAUGGAAUAUUACAGAAGAUAAUUCAUUUACUGAUGCUGGUAUUAUUUAUCGACCUGAUGUUGGUUUUUGUCUUGUAAUUAAACAAGGAUUUAAUAUUAUGAUAGGUAAACGUGAUGAUGAAAAAAUCCCAAUUCACUGUGGUACACUAGUAUAUGUACUUGAAUCAAAUGAAAAAACUUUUCAAGAUAGUAUUUUCUAUGAACAACAAAUCAGUGACCAUUGUCAAGGUAGUUUUUUAAGAAAUCUAUAUUCGAAAGUACCUGUUUCUUUAAAUUGUAGAUGA
Messenger RNA from Rotaria sp. Silwood1, 465 nucleotides. The record is from the annotation of a GenBank genome assembly. NCBI's taxonomy places the organism in Eukaryota, Metazoa, Rotifera, Eurotatoria, Philodinida, Philodinidae.